GCAGAGAGAGAAAGAGUGCCGAGCAGUGCAGCAGAACAACGAUAAUCGAGACUCGAAACCCUGCCCCUCCACACCGCUGCUGGUGAUACGUUGGUGUACGGAGGUCGCGCGCGAAAUCCAGUCUUCCUCGGAGGUUGUCCAAGAGAACGCGCGCGAGCCCAGUCAAAGAUGUUGCUUCGCGAUGUGGCAACCCGAGGCUGAACCGCCCUUCCAGUCGCCCUUCAUCGAGAUAGGGGACGACGUCCAGAAGCUCAGCGUAAUCGAAAGCCUGCCACAGCUCCUAGCCGAAGAUGCUCAUGCCUGCAUCACGCGAGUGGUGCCUAAGAUACAACAGUCCUUAUCGACGGCCUCCCCCGAGUUUCACAUGGCUGCUGCGGUCAUCUACAAGCAGGUCUUGGAGCAGAGACUCGUCAGCCACUUGACAUUCACCGAGGUCUUCCUCCAAAGCAUCCUGAGCUCGCUCGACAGCCGGGAGCCCGCCAUCUCCCACGCAUGGCUAGAGACCGUAGUCGAUGUUAUCGAAUUACUGCCCGUGGACGUCAUAAGGCGCGAGAUCUUGCCGAUCGCGAUAAAGGAGGGCCGGAUAUUGGAGAUAGUUAAUUCGAGACUAACCUGCUGUCGGCUCAUCGGGAAAAUAGCCACGCGUUUCGAUUCUGUCUCCGUGCAAAAAGAGAUAUUGCCGAUGGUACAAUCGCUUUGCCAGGACAUAAAUAAGGACGUGCGCGCAUGCAUGUGUCUGCAGUUACGGCAUGUCGGGCAGAACAUGGGUAGCAAUAUCAUGAAAUUACUUCCUUUCCUGAUUGAGCUGGCCAAUGACGAGGAGAGCAACGUGAGACAGGCCGCUGUGCAGACAAUAGGUCACUUAUUACCUCAGCUUCAGCCAGAUACGAUAAAAGACGUUAUGAUCCCUCUUAUGAAGACAGCCUGUGAGAACGCUGUGAAAAAGGAAGACGACGUUGUUGGUGUGAUCGCUCAGGAAAUCGGCAAGCUAGCACAGCAUUCUGAAACUCACUUGACUCCGGCGGAGAAAACAUGGUUUCUUAAGUAUUUUAUACAACUUGCACGUAUGGGCACUGCUGUUAUAAGCGCUGACAAGACGAAACAAGACUUUUCAUUCAACAUUGAUAAUAAUAUUCAAACGAGCGAUAAAACCAUAGAAUACCGGCAAAAUUGUGCUUUUAAUAUACCAGCAAUGUUUCUGUUUGCUUUGUCGGUGCCAGAUGGAAUUCAUACGUUAAUUCCGACAUUUCAGAAUUUAGCUAACGAUUCGCAUUAUACGGUGCGACGAACCAUAGCCUGCAGUUUACACGAAAUUGUAAAAGUUCUGGGAUCAAAAAGUGGAUUAAUAAAAAUGGAAUUAUUGAAUCUACUUAAAGACAGUCACGAGGAGGUAUUGGAGAGUUUAAUUCCACACAUAUCGGAAAUAUUAGAUCGUUUAUUACAAAACCACUUAAUCGGAGUUGACAAUACUGAGUCCUUGACAAUAGAUUUAGGUAGAGCAUUAGUUAAAUGUGAAGUUAAGAUAUCGGCAACAUACAAUUGGAGGUUAUCCGUACUAAUGCUCAAUCAAUUUGAAACCUUACCAAAGUAUUUUCCCAAUGACUUUAUUUAUACGUAUUUGGUGCCUAUCGUUAAAAGUCGAAUAUUGCGCUCGAGACCAUUACCGAUUCGCAUGGCCGCUGGGAGGAGUUUACUAGUAUUUUUGCGAUAUAAUAUUAAUUUUCAGCAAAGAAUAGAAAUAAGGAACCAGUUGUGUAACGAUAUUGCUCAUAGUCCAAAUUGCUACGUGAGAAUGCUUUUUAUUCGAAUUAUGAUCGAGGGCUUGACGAUAUUCUCCUCAAUGUACUUUAAGGAGCACUUUUGUUCUACUUUAUUAAGUUUAAUGGACGACCCCGUUGCUAAUGUUAGAUUAAAAAUCGUUGCACUUGUUCCUAUAAUUAAGUCAUGUCUUAGAUUGCCGGCGGAUAAAAAACUCUUGUCAUCUCUAGAAACAAAUAUACGUAAUUUAGUGAGUAAUGAGAAGGAUAGAGAUGUGUCAGCUGCGUUAACCGAUGUUACAGAUCAAAUGGAGAGCAUAGAAGUUAGAAUCGAUAGUCAGCCUUCGCCUACGAAGCUCAGCAGGUAUGAUUCCGAUGACAUGAAGAAAUACGAAGAAGAGAAGAAAAUAGAUGGGAUGUUAAAUAGUAAAAGUAGUACAAAUACUAACACGGUUAUGAAAAAACGUUUAAUCGUGAAAAAAUUCGCUGCGAGUCAAGUAUUUCAUAUUUAUUUUCAAAUUUCAGCGUCUGACUAUCGACCUACAUCAACAAUGUCUAGAUCGCCCGUUAAAUCAAGCAGUAGUAAGGGAGGCUCGCAUGCAAACAAGGAAUUUUCAAAGUCUUCUUCAGCAAAGCCACCAUUAGUCAGACAGAAUGCACUAUCGAGUCAACAAUCGAAUCAACGAAUGCAUGAACAAUCCAAAUCAAGUACAUCUACUGACAACCUAACAUCAAACUGGUCAAGAUUUACGUCUAACAACUCGCAAUUAAAACCGUCUUGGGAUCGAAUGGCAUCAUUUUCUCAUAAUACUAAUUUAACUUCUACUAACCCCUGCUAUCAAUCUUCUAACGAAUAUUCAACUCAAAGAGUGCAAUGCAGCUGUUACGAAUUGGCUGACAGAAUCUUCCGAAGGCAGGCUUUGUCAUCAGACUUGAUUCAACAGAGCUCCUUUUCAAAUCUAUCCGAUUGUCCGUAUCUCAAUGGCUCUAACAAUUUUAAAGCUACGAACCCACUUCACCCGAAGCAUGAUUAUAAAUUUUCCAAUCUCUCUAAGCCUCCUUUAAUAACAAACAUUCGAGACGACAAGCAUGACAUAUGGCAAGAUCUAAUGUUAACACGUUCGAGUUUCGAUAGCAAGUACAGCAUGCCGAAUCUUGGCCAAUUCCAAUCUCAUUAUAAUCCAUAUUGGACUUUUAGUUCGAUGCCAAAAAUACCAGUUACAUUAGUAGACGAUGAGUUUAUGGUCGAUGCUGGAAUAAGGAUUCCGACGCAACUCACUUCCUCGCAGAGUGCCUCGAAGAUACCAAAUCUACAAGACAUUAUAUAUAGGAACAAAAAGGUAAGCAACACCGACAGGAUACGACGAUGUGGCUCGACCUACGAGAAGUCCAAGCCCACGAACUUUGGCUUGCCCAAGAGAUACUCAGUGGACUACGAGAAUAGUGGCAAAACGCUGCUGAUGCCACCCCCACCGGCAUCAUCGUCGUCGGCUAGCAGCAUGUCGAGCAGUACUCGCGACUCUAAAUACUGUCAGUCGGGGGUGGAGGAUCGUCAAGGUCAGGCUGGCGCUGGCCUCCAGGGCAGAGCGCGCUUCGGCUUCGAAACGAACGAGAGAAAGCUGCUGGAGGACAAGAGUAAGCGCGGCGGCCCGAGCAUCGUCGACAAGGAUAGAGGCAAGCUCCACCACACGAAAAGCGUCGCCGAGAAAAGCAAGCGACACUCGACGAGCUACAACUCUAAGCUCCCGGACACCAAGGACGUGAGACCUAAAUUCAAGAGGUACAGUAUGGAGGUGGCAGACUAUAGUCCGACUGCCGAACGCAAUACCGACGGCCGCGUACUCAGAAGACUUUCCAUCCUCGAUGUCAACCACAAUCAAGGCUUGAGUAAAAUUCCCGUCAGAAACAUCCAUAGUUCUGGGAGUAGGACAGCGCCUGGCACGCGAACCUCCAGCCCCAUCAGAGUCGAUUCGGAACUAUACGAUAAGCCAGGCUACUGCAGUGCACCGGCUUUUUCCCAAGACAGGCGUCUCCGGAGAUAUCGUUCGAGCGACGAGGAGGUCGAGAAGUUGUGUCAGAAAUUUUGACAGACUGCGGUUAAUGGGCGAGCGAAUAGUCCGAAAUAAAUACGCGGAUCGAGUAUUCACCCAAUCGAUUUCGCUAUACCAGUAUAGACAUAUCCAAGUGAUCUUCAUGGAAAAAUACGAGGAGAUGUACUUAUAUUUAUUAAGUUCCAUUUGGCUUUUCAUAAAGAAAGGAAAAGAAAAGAAGGAUGGCUUUGCAUUUGUCGUAUGUAC
Ceratosolen solmsi marchali is the source of this 4054-nucleotide messenger RNA. RefSeq names its product serine/threonine-protein phosphatase 4 regulatory subunit 4. The coding region runs from base 182 to 3844 and encodes 1220 amino acids. The transcript is spliced from 15 exons. Gene Ontology annotation, molecular function: protein phosphatase regulator activity; protein binding. Lineage: Eukaryota; Metazoa; Arthropoda; Insecta; Hymenoptera; Agaonidae. Gene Ontology annotation, cellular component: protein serine/threonine phosphatase complex; cytosol. The record is from RefSeq and is a predicted model, not a curated record.